Molecule: messenger RNA, 3081 nt
Organism: Solanum pennellii
Lineage: Eukaryota; Viridiplantae; Streptophyta; Magnoliopsida; Solanales; Solanaceae
Product: protein DENND6B
Exons: 5
Coding region: 702-2678 (658 amino acids)
Cellular component (GO): recycling endosome
Molecular function (GO): guanyl-nucleotide exchange factor activity
Source: RefSeq, a predicted model, not a curated record
CUUUUUUUUGGCCAAAGCAAAUGUACAGUUUUUGUACUAAUAAGAUGCAAAAUUGAUUUGCACGAAACUUUUUUUGUGAAGGUUAUCAGAAAAUUUUAAGAAAGAAACUAGGGUUCCAAAAAUAAACAAUUCUGUAUGAAUUCUAUCAAGUUUUUAUAUUCAUAAGUCUUUCUAUUUUCUCCCCAAUAAUAAAGCAGGUAAAAAGGUGUUCUUUUUUGGGUCGGGAAAAUCCAAACAUGAUUAAACAUCCUAUUCCUUCAUCUCCAUUUUCUGCUUAGGUCGAUUUGAUAGAGAACUCUGUCCUCUAAUAUAUAACCCAAUUCGAAAAUUUACAUUAUUUGGGCAAAAAGACUUGUCUUUUUCCCAGCUGUGAACCCUCUUGUUCUUCACCUGAUUGGUUGCCUUGUUGUAUCAUUCGACCCAAUUGUUCUUUUUUUUUUUUUUGCCCUUUUGGUGAUAUAUACCAAACACAUUGGAUCGAGACCCACCUUUUUUAAAAAAAAAAAAUUACUAAAGAUUUCAUUUUUUCGAUCCAUCAACAGUGUUCGCGGGCAGAUGUAUCUUUGUUGAAUUCAGGUUCAAUUAGUUGUACAAGUUGCUGUAUUUCCUCUUGGAUGAGACACGAAAAGCCAAAUGUUUGUGUGUGUAUGUUGGAAAUAGGAGUUCUUUGAGUGAUGUUGUAGUUUUUGCACUAACCGGAAAUGAGCAGAUCUGCAUCAUUUUUGGUGAGAUCAGAAGCUGAUUUAAAAGUAGAUGAAAAAUCUCUACAGCAAUGGGUUGUUGGCUUCUGUAUUAUUAGGUUUGAUCUUGAACAGGGACAGCUUAUUGAAGAAUGUUAUCCAGCGGGCUGUCUAACUCAUAAUGAGGAGCUUGAAGUUGCCUUUAGCUCAUUUCCGGAUUCGGUUUCUCAGAAUCAUAACCGAUCAAGCAUCCAUGACUGUAUCUUUUUCUUCCGUGUCCGGAGGCAGGGGAAUCCUCAAGUGGCACAUCUGCCUUCAUCCGAGAUAGUGGAAGUAAAUAAUACACAAGCAUCCCAAAUGACAGCCAGUGAUAAGGUGCUUAAACAAAGGAGUAAAAUUCAAACAGGGGUGAACUCAAGAUAUUUGUACGGGUUCGUGUUUAAUAGACAGAGACACGAUGAAAGGCUAAAACGGGGUGGUGAGCAAAAAUCCGUGGUAAUUCUUUCUCACAACCCAUUCUCUAGUGUUUUUCGACCUUUGCUGCAGAUCAUGGGCCCAUUGUACUUUGACAUUGGGAAGAAAGCCCUCAAUUUCAUUGCUUCUUAUGUAUCAAUGUGGCCUGUUCCUGUACCUGGUCAGUUAAUGGAGCUUCCAAUUGGAAAUGCUACUCUUAAAGUGAACUUGCCGCCUGCCCAUUGUAUGCCUUUGGAUUGUGGAGUACUUUUUGAAGAGUUGGCUUCUCCAAUAGCCCCAUUUCUUCCUUCCAGUCAAUCAGUUCCACAAGGUCUUUUCCAUGAUGCAGAUCUUUUUGGGACAUUUAGGGGGCUUUUAAUGCAGCUUUGGAAGUUAUGGGAAUUGUUACUUAUUGGAGAACCCAUUCUUAUCAUAGCGCCAACACCACCUCAGUGCUGUGAAGCUGUUGCUGGUCUGGUUAGUCUGGUCGCUCCGCUUCUGUGUAGCAUUGAUUUCAGGCCUUACUUUACUAUUCAUGAUCCCGACUUUGCUCAUUUAAACUCCCUUCAAGAAGGUGCUGCUUUUCCUCCAAUGAUUUUGGGUGUGACAAACCUCUUUUUCUUGAAAUCCCUUCGAAGAAUUCCACACGUCUUAUCAGUUGGAAAUCCUGUCAUGAAUGCAGCUCGACUUCCAUUUUCUGCUAGAGCUUCAACCGGUAGAAUUCCAGCUGGACCUGAAGGACUUAGUCUUCCCAGUCUUUCCUUGAAUAGGUUUACACCAUCAAAUUUUUUGAAUGCUAUGAAGUUGAGGAGAGAUGGUCCACUCUGCCUGAUGACUGAGCACAAAGAAGCCUUUUGGAGCAGUUAUGCUCCAAUUACAAAACCAGACACUUCAAUCUUGAAUAGGCUAAUUGAUGCAGGUAUGUCACCCAGGGUAGAGGAAUCAAUGUCAGUUGUUAAUAACGACAUACUUCGUCGGCACUUCUUAGAGCUGACAACCAACUUCUUGGCCCCAUUCGGCCCAUAUUAUAGACCAACAACACCUUCUGAAGGAUCUUCCCCGUAUGUUGAUCCUCCUCCGCUACCCACAUUUAAUGCCGAGGACUUUCUCACUAGCUUGUCAGUACGGGGUCCUGGAAAGUUUCUGUUGAAGAGGAUGAAAUCCAACUGGCUGGACCUUUACAGACGGUUUCUGAAAGGGCACAACUUUUUGCCGUGGUUUCAACGAAAGCGUGCUGUUGCUGAACAAGAACAGUAUAGGCUGUGGAGGCAAGCUAGAAUGAGGGCUGACAUACAACAUUUUAUAUCUAGAAUGUCUGAGUUGGAGAUAGUUGAUACUUUCAAUGCAAUUGAAAGGCAUCUUCUUGGAGAGUUACAGUCCACCACUCUUGAAGAAGGUUCUGAUGCCACUAGCAGCAAACUAAGGGAGGAUCUUCAGGCAGUGUUUCAUGUCCUCCCAAAGGACAUGCAACAGCUUAUGCUAAUGAAUCCUGAGAGGGCAGCACUUGUACGAGAUGAUGAGCUUCCCUCUAUAUCAACCAGAUGACAAGAGCUUAUGAGCCUAAGAUUUAAUCAGACAGCUGAGUUGAGAGUUCUAUGGUGCCACCAGAAGAUGUAGAAUCAGUCAUGUCCUCUUCUUCGCUGUAAAUUCUUGCAGGAGCUGGACUUCUCAAUGAUCUGCUGCAAGAUUACUUUGGCAAAGAACUAUUAUCUAUUGAAGCUGUUCCGGUGUACUGAGAUCACAUUCUUCUUCUGAAUUGGUAUUUGAAUUUUUCCAGAGAAUUGAUUCUUAUAUGAUGUUUCGGGAUGAAUAGAUGUCUGUUUAACUUACUAUUGAAAGGGAAAACUAUUUCCAGAUAUAAGAGAAACAAGUUAUGAGCCCUUGUGUUGUAAAACUCCAGCUUUUUUCUAUUUUAUUCUUUCUCAAUGAUGGUGUCCCUCUUUGGUUU